Messenger RNA from Aspergillus melleus, 930 nucleotides. RefSeq lists its product as uncharacterized. The transcript has 2 exons. The coding region runs from base 49 to 900 and encodes 283 amino acids. Lineage: Eukaryota; Fungi; Ascomycota; Eurotiomycetes; Eurotiales; Aspergillaceae. The record is from RefSeq and is a predicted model, not a curated record.
UCCCUGUUCGAUCUGGUUGUCAAAUUUCCAUGCCCAUUCUAUUCCACGAUGUCCUGGCAUAGAUCAAAGCAGCCGCGGCCUCGAGCCCAAGAGUCGAAAAGGGACAUUCCCUAUGAGCUCCCCGGCCAGCGCCUAGGGCCUCAGCUAGCAUCGGAAAUAGCUCGACUUUUCGAUGACGCCCAAAUCCCAAGCUUUGUCUGGGACUGGAUCGAGAAAUCCCCGUUGACGGAAACACGAAAUCACUUGGAAUUCGAAUUCGUCAAUCCAGACCAUCUCAUUAUCGAAGCCCAAAAAGCCCUCUCAACCGUCGGAUUCAAAUCCUGCGCCGCCGAAUCCGCAUGCCACAUGUUCGAAGAAUUCCCCUUCAAGCCCCUCCCCACAAUCCACUUCCACCACAUCAGCCGCGUCGACGAGGUAAUCUCCCUCCGCAAACAAACCGCUCUGGCUGCGAGACUCCAUCUCCCGCCUAACACAUCACCCGCGCCUAACGAUCCCGAUUUCAUGCUCAGCAACGACCCCAGGCUGGGCGGCAGUCCGGCUGCUUUUGCGCCUCUCCCCGACGAACUGUAUCCGUUUCGACUUCUCGCACCGGUCCGUUUCGCCGAGGCCCUGAUUCUUCAGACUGCUCGGGAUGUAGACAUAGAGCGGGAGACGGUGAUUCGGGGGUAUAUGUUACGGUUGGGGUAUUUGAAACAGUGCGGGCAGGGACCGAGAGGGUUCCUGGGCCAGGCGGACUUUCACGAGUAUUUGUGGCCGUUUUGGGCUGCGUUGGAGAAGGGUGAGUUUCCGUUGAUGAUUGCGCAUGCGCGCAGGUUGAAGGAUAAGUUGAAUAGGACGGGGUUUAGGUUGCCGACGCAGGAGGAGAUGGAACAGAAGAAGGCAAAGAGGGAGAUGCAGUAGAUGAGGAAAAUGGGAGAGACUGCGUCAUGA